Messenger RNA from Colletotrichum graminicola M1.001, 540 nucleotides. RefSeq lists its product as uncharacterized. The record is from RefSeq and is a predicted model, not a curated record. The transcript has a single exon. The coding region runs from base 1 to 540 and encodes 179 amino acids. NCBI's taxonomy places the organism in Eukaryota, Fungi, Ascomycota, Sordariomycetes, Glomerellales, Glomerellaceae.
AUGCCGUUUUAUCAGACCUACCACACUUACCCUCUAUCUCAAACCCAGCGACAGUCCUUUGCCCUUUCCAUCACCAACCUGCACUGCAGUGCUUUCAACACGCCGGCGUUUUUCGUGCAUGUGAGCUUCAGCGACCAGAGCUCAAAACCGGAUGAUGGGACGUACUUCAUGGCUGGAAAGCCGCACUCCACCAACUGUAACCGCAUCCUUGCGGUGGUGCGGACGUCGGCGUCCCGAACAAAGGCGGACUUCGAUAGGCUUGCAGCCAGCAUCGAAGACGCGUGGAACGGCGCUCUAGAAGAACCCGAUGCCGAACACACCAAAGGGUACAAGGAACCUGACGAGUGCAAAAGAUUGCUUAUGAUUAUGUUUACGCCGAUGUUGGCCAUCAGAGAAGGUGGAAUGGCCAUUCCAGAAGCCGGCCACGAAGAUGACUGGUUAGCACAGCAGCUGCCUUAUAUCAAGACAAUGGCCGAAAAGCACAAUGUAGAUGACUUUAGGGAGUUGCUGGAGGAGGUGGAACAAAGACAGAGCAUCUGA